This is a messenger RNA of Rotaria sp. Silwood2, 1155 nucleotides long. The record is from the annotation of a GenBank genome assembly. NCBI's taxonomy places the organism in Eukaryota, Metazoa, Rotifera, Eurotatoria, Philodinida, Philodinidae.
AUGACAUUUGAACAACAAUUUCAACGUAUAAUUGAACUUAAUGUUCGUUUUUUAAUCUAUGAAAAACCUCCAUCAGGUAUUGCUGAUCGAAUAAUUCAUUUCAUUUCAAGUUAUUUCGCAGCUUUAUUAACAAAUCGAUUAUUUAUAUUUGAUAGAAAUUGGUCAGAAUUUAUAGACAUUAUGCAAUCGAGUUUAAAUUAUCAACCAGAAUCUGUUAUUCCUUGGUUUUCUCAGUUUGACAUGAUUAAGAAAAAUUUAUCUUUAAACAUUCAAAAUAAUUUAACAAUAAAAAGUUAUUCGUUUUCUUUCGAUCGACACAAUACAGACUAUGAUUAUGAAAAACAUUGUCGUGAACGUAUUCUUAUAUUUAGAGGUCAUACAGGAGGUGUUAUACAUGCAAUAAAAUCAAAUUCAAGUGUCUAUAGGAAAUUUUUAACUAUUGAUCUUGAAAUGAAUCCAGAAAAUAUUUUUGGAUGUCUUUAUCAUUCUCUUUUUACUUAUCGUUUAUCUGAAUUGAUCAAAAGAGUUCCAGUAAUUUCUUCAAAUAACCAAUUAGGUCAUUCACCUCGACAUAUUUUACAGACACUUUUAUCACCGAGAGUUUUUCCAAUUGGAAUUCAAAUUCGUGCUGGUGAUCGAACAAUGACUCGAACAAGUGUUCCCUUUGAUGAAACAACAAUUUUUAAGAGAUUUAAAAACUUUUUUAACUGCUCUCAACAAAUAAUUAAUGCGAAUAUAAAAUUAUUUCGUGAAACAAAUCAAAUUCCAAUUGUUUUUCUAUUAUCCGAUGAUAUUCAAAUACGUCACGUUGCUUUAAAACGUUGGAAAUUCUCAUUAGAAUGCUUUCAAUCAUUUGACAAUAAGUGUCAAUCCAAUAAUAACAGUUUAAAUAUUUUAGCUAAUUCCAAUCCCGUUUUUCAUGUAUCAAAUGCAAAUGAUCGAAUAUUAGCCCUUCGAUUAGGAAUAUUUGAUAAUUUUCUUUUUAGUUUAUGUGAACAACAUAUAUUCAGUAUAAAAAGUGGAUUUGGUCGUUUUGCGGCUUUUGCAUCUUUAAAACUACGAAAUAUUUAUUCAUUUUUUCAUAAUGAACAACCUUCUUGUCAAAAUCAAAGUGUACCACUUGCAACUGCAGGUUAUCAUUGGUCGGGAAUUUAA